Molecule: messenger RNA, 936 nt
Organism: Fraxinus pennsylvanica
Lineage: Eukaryota; Viridiplantae; Streptophyta; Magnoliopsida; Lamiales; Oleaceae
Source: the annotation of a GenBank genome assembly
AUGUCUAUAGUUGCCGAAGCCGCGGGCUAUAUUCAAGUAUUCUCUGAUGGCAAUGUUAAACGCUUUUCUCCUGAAAUAGCAACCCCAUUAAGCGAAUCAUCAAAUGGAUACAUAUCCAAAGACGUAGUGAUUGAUCCGUCAAAGCCAAUAACCGCUAGAAUUUUCCUUCGUCAUGUCCCGGAAUCAUCAACCCAACUUCCGGUUCUGGUUUAUUUCCACGGUGGAGGAUUUUGCAUUGGCUCGACUACAUGGUUAGGAUACCACAUUUUCCUUGGAGAUUUAUCGGUUAGAGCAAAAACCAUUGUCCUUUCAGUAGACUACCGCCUUUCACCAGAGAACAAGCUCCCAAUAGCUUAUGAUGAUUGUUAUAGUGCGCUUGAAUGGCUGCAUGUCAAUAGGUGCAUUGAACCAUGGCUUCAACGUGCUGAUCUCAAGCGCGUUUCUCUUUCUGGUGAUAGCGCUGGAGGAAAUAUUGCUCAUCAGGUUGCUAUAAAAGCUAUUAAAAGUAAUAAUUUUCAUGUUUUAAUAAAAGGGUUGCUGCCAAUCCACCCUUAUUUUGGUAGUGAAAAGAGGACUAAACUAGAACUGGCCGAGGGUUCGACCCAGGAAGUGGCUAUGAAUGACAUGUUUUGGGGGCUGAGUUUGCCGGAAGGAUCAGACCGAGAUUUUUAUGGAUGCAAUUUUGAGAAAGCAGAUUUGAGUGAUGCUGAAUGGUGCCAAUUUCCAGCAGUGGUGGUUUAUGUUGCAGGAUUGGACUUCUUGAAAGAAAGAGGAGUCGCGUAUGCAGAAUUUCUGCACAACAAAGGGGUGAAGAGAGUGGAAUUGGUCGUAGCCAAGGACGAAUCGCACGUGUAUCAUGUUUUUCAUCCUGAAUCAGAGGCCACCCGUUUGCUCCAAGAGCAGAUGAGCGACUUUCUGCAAAAUCUUCGCCUGUGA